CUUCAGCGAUUUGGGGACCCGGGAUGUGAUGCUGUUAGAGUCAUGGCGCUCCCGAAGGCGCUCUGAUGCUUUGGCACCUGAUCCUCGUGGCGUUGCUGAGCGUGGAGUUUGCUGGGGCACUGUGUCGGUGGCCCGUGCCGUUGCCGAGCGGGUACCUCAUCAACUGCAACACUGCUGAGCCCUUGGCGCUGGAAGAGGUGCCCAACUGCACUGUGUCCUGCGAGGGUCCCUGGCACUUCGGUGCAGCCAACCUCAGCUGCACCGACGGAGGUCUCCAGCUCUCUGGGUGCUUGGUGCCCAGCGCGGCGCAGAGCGGGGCACUGGUGAACCUGGGCACAGCCCCGGGCAGUCGCCUGGGGGGUUUGGCGGUGGACAUUUGGCGUGGUAGACUGGUGGCGACGGACGAGGCGCAGCAUGUGGUGCUGGCGCUAGGAAUGGAUGGCUCUGUGGAGGUGAUCUGGGGGCAGCUGGGCGUGCGGGGAGACGCAGAUGGCACCGCCACGGGCGGCGCCUUACUGGCCGAGCCUUUGGGCCUGGUGCAGACUCAGAAGCUGCUCUUUGUGGCAGACACUGGCAAUGGCAAGGUCAGGGUGCUGGCCCUAGACACUGGCAUCACCGUGACGGCGGCCAGCGGCUUCUCAGAGCCGAAGGGCCUGGCUUUGGGUUCCUCGGAGCUUCUGGUGGCGGACAGCGCUGGGGCGGUGCUGAGGCUCCCCCUGGCAUCCGCCCUGGACGCUGGCACCUGGUCUUCCGCAGCUGUGCAGGCUAGCAGCCUGAGCUCAGUGUCUGGCGUCACCGGCCAGCCUAGCUGGCUAGGUUUCCGCGACAGCACGGGCGAGCUCUUCGUGUCGGAAUCGAGCGGAUCAGUGCAACGUCUGCUGAACGGCGCGAGGACAGAGCUGCUGCAGAGCGGGCCCUUCGACCUCUCGGACGCGUUGCCGCGGAGCAGCGGCUUUCUGCCAGCGCCCGGGCCGCUGGCAGUGGAUGAGACGGUGGAAACCUCCAUGCUGCUGGUGGCGGACUCGCAAGCUCUCUUCGGUCUGGAGCUGCGCACUUCAGAUCGAAGCUGCUCGGACCUGGGCUGGGAUUCCUCCCACGGCAACAUUGCCGUGUGCGGCCGCAGCGCCGGGAGUGAUGUGCUUGGGGCGAGGUGCAACUACACCUUUGUGGACGGCGUGUGCUGCUCAGGAGCUUUGAACCUCACAGACGCCGAGCGCUUCUGCACUCUGCAAGGGGCUCGUCUGUGUACCCAAGAGGAGCUCUUCGACGAUGAGGCAAGGGACGACCCCUUCUCACCGCACUGCCUCACGGGCGCCUCCGUGGCCUACGACGGGCCUUACGACCAGGCGAACGUCUGGAGCUCCACUGCUUGCUUUGUGGAGGGCACAGGCGCCGUGGGCUUCAUGACCCGCGCGGGCAGCCGGCGCUGGCGGAACUGGGCGGUGGACCGGUGCCAAACGGCGGAGGAGACAGCCGUCGUGAAGUGCUGCGCGGACCGCGGCUUCCUGGUGCCCAUGGCCGGCCUCGGCGGCCUCGACACUUCCCACGGCCUCUUCCAGGACUUCGAGAGCAACAUCACCGCCAUAGCCAUGGACAGCGCCCGGCGCUUGGCCUUUCUGGGCCUGGAGGACGGCAGCUUCGCCAUGCUUGCAUUGGGGGCUCCUCGUUUCGCAGUGGCCGGGCUGGCGGGCGAGAUCGGGCAGCCGGCCGGCCUUGCCUUCGACGCGCGUUCUGGGCGCUUGCUGGUGGCGGAUCGCAGCAACCACGUGCUCCGCUCGCUGGACUUGCUCAAAGGCGGCAUCGACAUCGUCGCCGGCACAGAUGGGCUGGGUGUGGACGCCGGCGACGGCGGUUCGGCGGGCGCCGCCGCCUUCUUCCGUCCCAACGGCGUGGCGCUGGACGCCUCGGCGGAUUCCGCCGCAGUGUUCGUGACCACCGGCAGCCAGCGCCUACGCGAGCUCGAGCUCGGGGGAGGCAUCACCUCGGCGGUGAACGUUGCGGGCAUCAAAGGCCUGCGCGGGGAUCACGGGCCGGGGACAGAUGCGGAGCUGAACGAGCCGCAGAACGUCUGUGUCAAGGGCGACAGGGUCUACAUUGCGGAUCGCAACAACCACCGGGUGCGCGUGCUGGACCGGUCCACGGGCAAAAUCACCAGCGCUGCCGGGCCAGUGCUGUUCAGCACCUCAGGCUCCUCGGUUCAGGCGGAGUACUCGGCGUAUCCGGACCCCAACAUGACCUCGGCGCAUCUGCCCAAGGACCUGGUCACCACUACGCCAGUUGGCCUGGUGGUGUCCAGCGACGCGAGCUUCGCGGUGAUCUCUGACGAGCACUCGGAGUCGCUCUUGCACCUGGAUCGCUCCGUGGUGCCGCGGCGAGUGCGCGUGAUCCAAGGCACCAGCGCCAUCCGCAACCCCAAGGACCUGCUGCUGGCGGAGAAUGGCACUUUGUUCGUAGCAGACCACAGCUCGCACGGCGUUUUUGCUCUGGAGUUUGUGUGCGACGCGGAUGCCGACUUCUACACAGGGGGCUGCCGCGUGCUGGCGCCGCCACGCCGUAUUUUGGGCGUGUCCUAUGUGCCCGGCACACCGGUGGUCCCGGGGGACGGGGACUCCGAGCGACGCCAGCCAUCCACCGUAACAUCCACGACGAGCGUCACCUUUACCUCGACCUUCACCACCACCCAGUCGGAGCUUCCUUGCUGGAAUCACCUCCUCGGCAAGCCGGGAGAGGACUGCCAUGCCGCCUGCGCCCGCUAUGAGGGCACCUGCGACAGCGACGUGGCCGGGGGCUUCGACUUCGAGGCCUUUCAGCGCAGCGUGGUGGACUCCGAGCGGGUCACCUGUGUCCGGGACUCGCGGAGCUGGUGGAGCGAUGCCAUGCCCGGCUUCGAGAGCAACCGCGAGUCCAGGAACUUCCCGGGGUGUUUGGGCACCUACAACAUGCCCGCGGAGAUCCCCUGCGAUGGGGUGUUUAUGGAGCACCUCGGAGACGACGAGUUGGAGAGGCUGUACGGAGAGGAUGACUCAGACUUCAGCUCUGACGUCUACACGCUGGCGGAGAGCUCCACGGAUCAGCUGCUGAGCUCCUGGAAGGUCUUUACCGCCCUCAAGGAUGACUCGCUGCAAGGUCGGCGCUUGGAGAACGCCGCCUGGCGAUUGCAUGCCAUGCAGAAGCUGGGGAAGAGCGUGACCCAGGAGGCGGCCAGCCGUGUGACCGGGGGCAAGUAUGCCAGGAACCUGGCGCCCAUCGCAGAGCAGGUGGAAGAUGACCACUUCUCGGUCCGCGCGAAGUCGGCCUUGUCCUUGGCAGACGUGGGCAAAGGUAUUGACGACAACGAGGACGAGACUCUGGUGAACACCCCGCGCCCGUCGCUGAUGCCGGACUCCUACAGCGCUGAGAAGUUGAUGAAGGUCUUCUUGAAGAACAAGCUUAGCAACGACACCAUCCAGGAGGUGCUUCAGGUGCUGCACGACCACAGCUUCAGCGCGGAUGACUUACCCACCACCGCGGAGGACUUGCGAUGGGAGAAUGCGGGACGUCCCGCGUGCGCUAUCUUCACCCACUCCCUGGAGAGGAACGGCGCCAACAACUUUUGCCUCUACAUCGCACGUAUCCUGAAGACGAGUCAGCCCCUGACCAUCUUCUCCCCCAAAGCUGGGCCCAUGAAAGAGGACUUCGAGAAGCUGGGCCUCGAGGUGACCAUCGUAGACACGACCUCUCCAACUUUCCUGGAUGAUUUGAGCAAAGCUCUGUUGGCGCGACACGUGGGCAUUUUGUUGGCUAACACCAUCAUGCGCUGCGACAUCAUCCUGAUGGCUGUGGAGCUGAAGAUGCCCUCCGUGUGGGUGAUCCACGAGAGUUGGCCACAGGAUCAGCUGGACCACUAUGCCAAGGAGGUCUUUAUGUGCAAAGACAUCGACUCCACCAUCAUCCGGAAGGCCUUCGCAUCUGCCGGCACCAUUGUCUUCCCCUCGGAUAUGCAGCGCCGUCAAUACGACGGCAUGUUCAAGCCGGAAGCAGGUCUCACCAUCUACAACGGCAUCCCUCUGCAGCACCUGGACCACUUCAAGCAGACCCAGGACCGCAGCUCGGUGCGUGCCUCUCUGGGCUACACGGACCAGGACUUCCUGGUGCUGCACCUGGGCACGGUCUGCAGCAGGAAGGGCCAGAUGUACUCUGCCACAGCGUGCGCGCAGCUGAUCCAUGAGGACAAGUGCACCAAUUUGAAGCAGCUCAUCGUCGGCGCUCGCUACAUUCGUGACCAUGAGAUCAAGUAUAUCGAUCAGAUCUUCAAGGUCGCCGCACAGAACGACGUGAGCUGCGAAAGAUGGGAGGAGCGCAAGGGCGCGACGCCGCAGAUCACCGUGAUGGACAUACAGGCCGAAGUGAUGCGAUUCUACAUGGCGGCGGACGUGGUGGUGGUGCCUUCCCUCAACGAAGUCCUGCCACUGGUCAUUUGCGAGGCCAUGGCCUUUGAGAAGCCGGUGGUGUGCAGCCGCAUCGAUGCCAUCCCGGAGGCCUUGGACGACGGCGUGGAGGGCUUCCUAGUGCCGCCGGCCGACCCCAAGGCCAUCCGCGCUUCGAUCCUGAAGCUGUACAACGACCCCAGCCUGCGAAAGCAGAUGGGUGUGGCAGGCAGGCAGCGGGUGCUGCGGCAAUUCAGCUACAGCGCCAUGGGCCAAAGCUACCGCGACCUGCUGGACAAGGUAGACCUUCAGCCGAAGUCUGCCAUGUCCUUUGGGCUCAAGGGUCGCACUGUGCUAGUGGACAUGGACAACACCAUAGUGGACUGGGAUGGGGAGUUCAUCCGCCGCUACGCGCAACUGGCAAAGAAGGACCCCACGGAGGUAGAGACGAGCGUGCGCAGCCGCGCCAGCUUUGAGAUCGAGGAGAACUUCUCCAAGGAAGAGGCCGCGCUAGUGCUGGAAGCUGUGGCAAGCCCAGGGCUCUACGAGUCUUUGGAGCCGCUGCCAGGUGCUGUAGAGGCGCUGCAGGCCAUGGUGCAGGAAGGAGUGGAUGUGAAACUGGUGACCGCGCCACACCCCACCUGCGCCGGGACCUGCGCGCUGGAGAAGUAUCUUUCGGUGGAGAGGCUCUUGGGCAAAGACUUCACGGAGAGGUUGAUCAUCACCAGAGACAAGACCACCGUCCAGGGGGACCUCUUGAUCGAUGACAAGCCCAAGAUCACCGGUAGCAAACCUCAGUCCUGGAAGCAUGUUGUGUUCUCGCAGUCCUACAACCAGCACGUGACUGGCAGCCGGCUUCCUUCGUGGAGCAACUGGCGGGAAACGCUGCCCCUGGCCUUGUCGCUCUGA
Molecule: messenger RNA, 5315 nt
Organism: Effrenium voratum
Lineage: Eukaryota; Dinophyceae; Suessiales; Symbiodiniaceae
Source: the annotation of a GenBank genome assembly